UUGAAGGCAGACUUUUUCAAUUAAAUAAGAUACGAAAUAAAAGUGAAUUUUAAAAGAAAAAUUGAUGUUAUUGGCAGAAAUUGGAAAAUUCGUUCUUCACCAUAACAUGUUUAAGUGACCUUUGUUAGAACUCAAUGAUAUCAUUUAUGGGCUAUAUGAAACAUCACAGAUAGGGGAGGUUAAUCUUUACUUCUUCAAUAUUAAGUUUUUGUCAUUUAUUCCAGCACAAAAUAAAAAAUAACAAAAAAGUUAAUUUUAAAAAUCAUGAAUCGGGCCAGAUACCUGCAGAAAGGUUUGCGCUUCCUUUCAACAGAGGCCCAUCCGGAUUUUUCGACCGAUUUCAAAUCCUGGCACAUCCAGACCAGUUUUUUCCAAAAAUGCAUUUUAACCCUUGGAGCGACGACAGUCUCUUUGCUAGAUCCGGCCAGAGGAGAUAUGAUUGCAACUUUGGGUGAGACGACUGGUCAAAAGGCACUAGUGUAUAUGAAAAAUCAAAUGGAAUCAAGCCCUGAGGGAGUGGAGAUUUUGAAUACUCAGCCUCGAAUAAAUUCCCAAACAGUCGAUUUGAAGUAUUUAUCAACUUUACCGAAGGGGACUUUGGGAGAGGUGUAUAUCGGCUUCUUAAAGAAAAACAAUGUCACACCAGAUUCUCGCGCUCCGGUCCAAUUUGUGGAUGAUAAAGAACUAGCGUAUGUCAUGCAGAGGUACAGGGAAGUUCAUGAUUUAAUACACGCAAUCCUUUUCAUGCCUACAAAUAUGCUCGGGGAAGUGACUGUAAAGUGGAUAGAAGGAAUUCAGACAAGACUUCCGAUGUGUAUAGGCGGAGGGUUGUUGGGUGCGAUUCGUCUUUCUCCAAAACAGAGGAAGAAAUACGUGCAAACGCAUUUGCCUUGGGCGAUCAAAACAGGGAUGACAAGUAAAUUUUUCAUGAAUGUUUAUUUUGAAAAAAGGUGGGAACAACCUGUAGACGAGUUAUUAAAAGAGCUAGACGUCCAGCCUCUUAAUGUUAAGACAUAAAUAAAUAAUUGUAAUAUGUA
Cimex lectularius (bed bug) is the source of this 1037-nucleotide messenger RNA. It is a transcript of the gene Coq4, whose product is annotated as ubiquinone biosynthesis protein COQ4 homolog, mitochondrial. The coding region runs from base 265 to 1017 and encodes 250 amino acids. The record is from RefSeq and is a predicted model, not a curated record. Gene Ontology annotation, biological process: ubiquinone biosynthetic process. Lineage: Eukaryota; Metazoa; Arthropoda; Insecta; Hemiptera; Cimicidae. Gene Ontology annotation, cellular component: mitochondrion; mitochondrial inner membrane. The transcript is spliced from 6 exons.